AUGACCAGACUGCGUUCUUCUCGUCGUUGUCUUCACUUUGACAUCAACGUUAACGACCGACUGGGGGCGUACAAUUCGGACUUGAUCAGGGAAUACUGUGUCACGAGCCGCGUCUUGCGCCCCUUCAUGGCGUGCACGAAGCACUGGGCGAAGGUCCACGGGCUGAAUGAGCCGAGUACCGCAAACCGCCAAGUCUCCUUUAGCAGCUACUCCCUUGCCCUGAUGGCUAUCGCGUUCUUGCAGGCCAAAGGUCACCUCCCCAACCUCCAAGCACCCCUCACCGACCUCCCGCCAUCCGUCCUGGACGGCCACUUCUGGCCAAGCGCACAGCGCGUGAGGUGUGAUGUGCGCUUCUUUACGCAUCGUGCGAAGCACUUCAAAAGGGUAGUGGGGAAGGGGGAGAUGGAGCUGUUGAACAUGGCGUUGGCGAAGGGUGGGGAGAGCGAGACCUCAGGGUCGGGCGAUGGAGUGGCGGCAAGUGGGGAGGGGCUGCAGUCAGGUUGGGAGGGUGCUGAGGGGCUAGCGCAGACCUCGGGAGGCCGGGCAGAGGCGUCGCACGAGCUAUCACCGUCGGAGUGUCUGGAACUCGCGCGCGAUAGAGGAACGCCUGCCCCCAAGGUCUUUCGGUACGGAAAUGGUAGGAAGGUCCUCGCUCGUGAGGACGGCACCGGCAUCGAGAUUGUGCAGGAGCCGAACUGGUCGCACGCAGAGUAUAAGGACCUGGUAGAGCUGUUGAUUGAUUGGUUUAAGUUCUGGGCCAAGGACUUUAACCCCAAGCACCACAUGCUCAGUAUCCGGCACGGCGGGCUCAUCUCGCGCAAGGACUGCUCGCCUGUCAGAUGGCAGGACAUGCGCAAGGCGCCUGAGCAGGACGUGCGUAAAGCGCCCGAGUACGACAUGCGCAAGACGCUCGAGCAGCCCGAGGUGAUACCUACCACCUCCGGCGAUGUGCCCUUCGUCGCCGCCAGCGAGAUGCCCAUCGCCACUGAGGAGCCGCUCAACGCCACCGAGGAGCCGCUCAACCUCACCGAGAUGUCUACCCCCACCAGCGAGUCGUCUGCUACCCUAGACAAGGGGCAGCGGCUUGCCGAGAAGUCGGAGUCCGCGGACAUGGGACUGGCUUCUGACCAAGGCGUGGUGUCUGCCGUUCAAGGGGCAGAAUCGCUCGAGGAUGGGGCAGCAUCGCUCGAGGAUGGGGCGGAAUCACCGCGAGUCGAAGAUGGGGCUAAGUCGGUAUCAUCGACAGAACCCAUCUUGGUCUCAUCCUCGGAGUCCAAUGUGGACGUUUCGCAAUGUGGUUCCGGAUCGGACGGCUUGCAUGAGGCCAAGGAUGGGGCGCAUGAAGCUAGUCUGGACGCCGUUGAUGCUAAUCGGGACGCUGUAGAUGCUAGUCUGACCGCCGUCGAAGCCAGUGUAGACGCAUUGGAAGCUGGAACAGGCUCUACCGAUGCCAGCAUGCCCUCAUCGAGAACCAGCGCAGAUCCUGACCCCGCUCGACCAGACCGCGACUCCGACGCAGAACGCAACGACGUCGACUUCUCUGCUUCCCCUCUCGUCAACAAGCAAUGGGAGGGCGAUACGUUAUGCCUCAUUGACCCGUUCAUUCGGACGAAGAACUGCACCGCCUCCAUCACGCCCACCGUCUUCGCGCUCUUCCGCCAGCGCGCGCAAGUCGCGUACGAGCAGCUGCGAUGGGGUAUCCGCGUGCAAGAGUCAUACCUCGUCCUCGACCCCGAGCUCGCGCAGCUCUACCCCGCGCCCUACGAACCUGCCUGA
Molecule: messenger RNA, 1776 nt
Organism: Schizophyllum commune H4-8
Lineage: Eukaryota; Fungi; Basidiomycota; Agaricomycetes; Agaricales; Schizophyllaceae
Exons: 8
Coding region: 1-1776 (591 amino acids)
Biological process (GO): RNA 3'-end processing
Molecular function (GO): nucleotidyltransferase activity
Source: RefSeq, a predicted model, not a curated record